AUGGACUUCCUUAUCAAUUUUAUGCAAAUAUGCACUGAUUGAUACGCAAGGAGGUGUUCAGAUUGACAUGAUAGCCGCGCGAUUGUGUCUCUCGAUUCCUUUACAUUGAACGGGAAUUUUAUUCCAUGAAAAUAAGCAAGAAUAGAGGAACAUCUGCACAGGAACAUGUAAGGAUAUCAAGUAUUUAGUUUGUUGAACCGGCGGAUUAAACUUUUAGCGAAAUUGGAGUCCAACAAUGGGCCACAAAGGAGUUGAUAAUUAAAUUGUAAAGGUUUGAAUUUCACGCUGUGUAUUUGAUAUGACGUUAGCAGAAAAUACCCGAUUCGAGGAUACAAGUCAAUUUGUUUACUAGUCACUCGGGUCGCAUGGUACUGUUAUUUUCAUGUCAACAAACGGUAAUUACUUACUGUAUCUUUCUUUAUUUAGUGACAUCGAAUGUCUAAAUACUACGCACUCGAUUGUCAGGAAAUCGGAAAGUUGACAAAGACGACGUUGUAUCCCGCCGUAUUUACAAGCCCGUUGAAGUGGACUGAUAUAAGAUGAAGCGUAAGCAGAGAGAACCAAGGUAAGGAUCGUACUAUUCCUCCACCAACUGUGACUUUCACGCGCGAAAUUUGGCGGUAAAAUUUAAAUACAUAGUAAAGUACAUACACAAAUCACAUGGCAUGUAUUGGCAGUGCGGCAACUUCGACUGAUACUCGAUAUGCACGUUGUCGUUCGUUGUGUAUUUGUCUGGAAAACUAUAAAGCAUAUUGUCGUAUUAUACAUUGUGUCGUGAAUUGGCGCUUUACGUAGCUAAAACACUCACACAGCCUGGUUUCAAUCGCUUUAUAACGAUUGUAUUGAAACAUAUAUAUUGAAACCAUUUACGGGUUAGCAUUAGUGUAUUAACGGCUUGAUUUAUACCCGAGGGAGGCCAAUGGAUCAUCCCUGAGAACAAGUAGUUCGCUUGUCUUGACGAGUAAUCUUCUGUUUUCUGUGACUGUUGAUAGAUGAUACGUAGACGAACUGUCUUUUUGCUGAUCGUUCUAUAUUCUCAGCUGCAGAGAAAGUUCGCGAUCCAGCCCUUUAUUGCGCUAUGAUUUUAUUUACUCCUAUAGGCUAGAACUUACUAAAAUUAUAUCCUAUAAUUUGAUAAUUUCCUCUGUUUAUUACAAGAGACAUAAGAACAAGUCAGGAAAAUUUACGUAUCGUUAAUUUUUAUACUAUUACUUAUUAGUUUUGUCUGGAACGCGAAAAUGACAGAGAUAACGUCUUAAUAGUUUCAAUGCGUAUCGUAAUGUAUGUCUGGUGACUUUAUCUUUGCUUUUGUUUGUGAAAAAGCCGAUAAUAAAAUCUUGCAAUUAAUAAAUGAUUAUACAUUUACGCGCAAUUUGAAAGUUGCCUUUGCAAAGAAAGUUGCUUAAACUUGUUGUUGUUGUUGUUUUCCUAUUACAAAGAAUAUUCCGGGGGCUCUUCCGGGUUAAAAUUUUAAACAAAAUAUCUUGCCACUAUAUACAGAAAAAGUCUUUGGACAAUAGCCAUUUAAAUGAAAGAGUAAGAUAUGAUCUAUUAUAACGUUCCACUUUGCAAGCUUUUGAUUUUAAAUUUAUUCAUUUUUCAUUUAUAAAGAGCUAAAAACUGUAAAUUUGAUAAUAGUAUGAGAUAAACUAUUUUGAUAAUAGUAUGAGAUAAACUAUUUUGAUAAUAGUAUGAGAUAAACUAUUUUGAUGAAAUCACCAUUUAAAUGAAAGAGUAAGAUAUGAUCUAUUAUAACGUUUCGCUUUGCAAGCUUUUGAUUUUAAAUUUAUUCAUUUUUCAUUUAUAAAGAGCUAAAAACUAUAAAUUUGAUAAUAGUAUGAGAUAAACUACUGAUUUUGAUAAUAGUAUGAGUAUUUUGAUGAAAUCAAGGAUUAGGAUUCUUGUUUCCGUUUCAAUGACGCAAGUAUGUUCAUCAUCCAUUGACAGUUUAUUAAAUUUCAAAAUCAGCCUUAUCUUGUCUCAUUUCAUGUGUUGGACUUCGUACUGUAUAAAUUCCUCAUUGCCUCUUCUGAAAAACAAGGUAUUCUACAUAACAAUAUUAGUUUUGUUUAAUUUUACCGUCGUUUCAAAAUUUUAGACGAAUACCACCAGUAACGGAAACUCCUGAUGAGUUAGACAAAGAAUCACCUGUUUUUAAUAGUGUUUCCGACGAAGCAGAGGCAAAGCGCCUUAAGUCUGAAACCAACAUUACGACAGAAAACAUUUGCGAUGCAACGGAUUCGUCAGAAUGGAAAUGGAGCAUCUCCGAUUUUCGGAAAGAACAUUCGGAAAAUUUUAAAGAACAAUUAGAUGAUUCGAAUGAACGGUCAAAAGAUUCCAACGAACAUUCUAAUCAUUUAGAACAACUGUCGAAUGGUUCUAAAGAAGCUUUAAACAGUUCGAAAAAAUCAUCGAACAAUUUAGAACAUUCCAAAGAAUGUGUAAAGAAUUCAAUGGAAUCUUCCGAAAUUUCUAAAGAACCUGUGAGAACCUGCAAAGAAAAUGGUGGAAUUUCUAAGGAAUUUUGGGAAAGUGUGAAGCCUGAAUCUCAUUUGAGAAACCCGCCACAGGUUUUACGAAAUGAAGCCUUUCAAGACUGGAAGUUACCUGUUCGAAGUUUAAGAGAACCGUCGAGUUAUGUCAAGCUUCACUCGCCUCAACUCAAUUCAAACACAAGUGUACUCGAGAAAAAUGGGGAAGUUAGGAAUGAAUCACAAGAUGACAAUAUGCCUGUGAUUCUUAACGUAUUUUCAUUAUCAAAAGAUCCAGCGAAGCAGUUUACCUCGAACACCAAACAAGAAAACAGUGUUCUUUUUACACCGCCGUGUUCACCUCCAUAUGUGCAACUUGGACCUUUCGGAGCAGCACCAGUCGCCAAUCAAAAUCCUCGCUUCCGUAACGAGUUUAUGAAUCAAGCAGCUUUUCAACAGGGGCGAGAAAACUGGUAUAAACCAGUACAACAAGUUUAUCAAAAUUUCCAAGACUAUUCGUCAAAUCCACUCCAACAAGUUAGAUCGCAAAAUAAACCGGUACAACAAGUUUAUUAUAAUUACCAAGAGUACUUGUCAUAUCCGGUCAAACAAGGUAGUUCACAAGGAUACUUGAAUAAACCGGUACCGCAAGUUUAUUCUAAUUUCCAAGAGAACUACCCAAAACAAGUUCAGCAAGUUGCUUCACAAGAUUACCUGAAUAAACCUGUUAAACAGGUUUAUUAUAAUUACCAUGAGAAUUGGUCAUAUCCGGUCCAACAGGUUAAUUCACAAGAAUACUUGAAUAAACCGGUACAGCAGGUUUAUUAUAACCCACCACCAGGGUACUUGUCCAAACCAGUCCAAUCGUUUAAUUCACAAGAAUACCUGAAUCAUUCAGUCCAACAGACUAAUCCGCCUGAGUAUUUACCUAAUCGGGCUCAAAAGGUUAAUCCCGUUAAUCCGCAAGAUUACGCAUAUAAUCCAGCCCGACAAAAUCCACACCAAAUUGCUAAUGGAGUUCUCCCGUUAGAAAAACAAUGUUCAAAUCAAAAUAUGUAUGAACGUCAAAUUCAACCAAACACAACACAAUUUUACACUCAGAGAUAUGUUGAUAGCAAGGAACAACCAGCACCCCAGCUUAAGAGCAUUUUGAGUGAUGGUCAAUUGGUAGAAAGAGGACAUUCGAUGGCUAAGGGUAAUGGGGUUUACGCACGAUUCAAGCUCACGCAAUCGAUGGUUGAGAGUAAUACAGAAUCUCGUCAGUCUACUGAGGGUCCACCACAGUUCUAUCAAAUACCCGCCGUACAAGAUGGAUCAAAUAUUGGUUCUAUCUAUUCUGGUGUCCCCAUUAGCAACCAUGAGAAUGUGUCGUCAACGGCAGUAAUGUUCCCAAAUACAUUAUCAACUGUUCAGAACGAGAUAAAUACUCCUCCAAACUACAGCAACGGUGUUUAUGCUGGUAAAUACAGAACAGAUUACGGUUGUUCUGCUAUAUUAGACGGUUACGGAAAAAACAAAGUGCUUUGCAAGAACUCGGAUAGUCCAACUAAUAAUACCACGUAUACUAUGAAACAAUCCGAAGAUCCCUUUGCUACUCCAACCAUGAUUUCUGAGAAACAAUCCGUUUAUUCUGAGAAUUCGUUUUGUAGUUCAACGAUUUAUAUUCCAGGAUCUACUAGUGUGUCUGGAGAGCAAGGCAAGGACAGUCCUCGUGGGUUUUUAUCCCCACGUGAUGCGAAGGUGAUAGAGUUGAAACAGCGUUUGGAAGAACAGGAGGCUACGCUCGAGAAAUUACGAGCGAACCAUUAAAACAUAAUUUUGCACGUUUGUAAAUGUUUGCACGGUUGUGGCAUAGUCUGUUAAGAUAUGAUGGUCUGGAAGCCUGGUAAACUUCAAAGCCAUAAAAUAGAAGACUUUUGUUUGAUGUUGAACUGUACCUCACUGUACACAAAUCCUUUGUCUCAACUUCAUUACAUAUCAUUCAUCGUGGUUGCACGUUUCAUCUCAGCUAUCCCUAUUGGACGAUUACUUCAUUAUACGAGAAUACAAUGAGUUCAAUCACCGUGACCGUGCACAAAUUAACAUAAACUCCGACAAAAACAUAAUACAAUGACUUGUGUUUAGUUUCCAGACCAUCCUAUCGUGACAGACUAUGGUUGUGGGUUUAUACUGUUCUAUAAUUAUUGUUUGUGGUGUUGGUCCAAGCUCCACUAGUUUUUUCAAUUUACUAAAAGACCUAAUGGUCAGGUCAUUAUUUAUGGCGGGGGGGGGGGCACUGAAGAAAAAUGUUUUUCUUGGUAAAAAUGUCGCUGAUCCAACGAUUAAAAAGUCAAAAAAAUGUUUACCCAAGGCCAAAAAAAAAUAUGUGGGUUUCCGGUUUCUUCUUAUAAAAACUUUUUUAAUUUUCCUAACGACCGGACGCCAUUUUGUUUAGUCAGUGCUUCCACAUCCAAAGAUAAAUUUCCCUAAUAUUGCCUCAAAUUUCAAUUUUCCACAAACUUUUUCCUCUAAGUGGAAACACUUACAAGCAUGAUCCAAUAAAAAAGUUUAGGGUCGGGAUUUCGACGUCCAAAAGCUAGGUAGGGUGGGGAAACCGGAAACCCACAUAUUUUUUUUUGGCCCAACCUCCAAUAUCAAUUAAAAAAUAAGUGCCCACCCCUGGUCAAAAACUUAGUUGUCACACAUUUAUGAUUUACAGAUUGUAUUGGCAUAUGAUUGUUGACAUUGCCUUUUAGUCUUAGUCUUUAUGAUUGUUGACAUUGUUUUUCAUUUACCCAAACCUUUUACUCAUUCAAAAUGUUGUUUACCCAACCCUUUUCGGGGGGGGGGGGGCUUUUCUCUCCGGUGCCAUCCCACCCCAUAAAUAAUGACCGGUCCCUAAAGACCGCGUGUCACACGAGGCAAUUUACCGUGAAUCGCGCAGUUUAGGAUACAGAUUCAUUAAUAUUCAAACCUCGAUGUUUUAAGAGGCAAUUUUUUUCAAUGUCACGUAUUUGCAAUGAGAAGUGUUCAAAACCUAAAAUGUUUUUGGCGUUCCUCUCAAAAUUACUUUGUUUUAGCUUUAUUCUCUAGUUUAUAGAGUUAGCUACCUUUUUAAAUGCAUCUGCCAGUUGAGAAACAUAAAAUAAUAGUUAAAAAUUGUCAAUUAAAACUACAAUUAUCAAUGAUGCUUUAAAAUUGACGCCAUAUUUACAGCCAUAUAAGCAAAACUUAGUGAACUUCAGACAUCAUUUUCUCUUUGGCGUACCAUCUUAAAUCUUUUCAUUUUAGCAUUAUUUUACAGAUAAAACACUAAACAUAAUUUCUAAGUUUGUUUGCCGAUCGAGAAACAUAUCGAAAAUUUUGAAUUUAGUCAUAACCCCAAGUGGUAUAUUAUAUACGCAUUAGUUUUGAGCGCUUGUUACGUAACAUACAAAAAAAUCUCCUCUUAAUGGUAUUUUUCAGAGAAUUUCAGAUAGUUGAAUCCGUAUCAAUCCGCAGUUUUCGGGCAUGUAAAUUGCAUUGUGUAACAUGUUUCAACAUAUAACUCUGUUCUGUUUGUGGUGAUGUUAUAGGUUCCCAAAGUCUAUUUUUCUUAAAAAGAACUUCUUGACCUUAUUAAAGAU
This is a messenger RNA of Paramuricea clavata, 6076 nucleotides long. NCBI's taxonomy places the organism in Eukaryota, Metazoa, Cnidaria, Anthozoa, Malacalcyonacea, Plexauridae. The record is from the annotation of a GenBank genome assembly.